Fusarium vanettenii 77-13-4 is the source of this 1395-nucleotide messenger RNA. RefSeq lists its product as uncharacterized. Gene Ontology annotation, biological process: regulation of DNA-templated transcription. Lineage: Eukaryota; Fungi; Ascomycota; Sordariomycetes; Hypocreales; Nectriaceae. The coding region runs from base 1 to 1395 and encodes 464 amino acids. The record is from RefSeq and is a predicted model, not a curated record. Gene Ontology annotation, molecular function: zinc ion binding; DNA-binding transcription factor activity, RNA polymerase II-specific. The transcript has 2 exons.
AUGGUCAACAGAGGCCGGCCAUCAAAGGAUUGUCUUCCCUGUCGGAAGAGGAAGCUCCGGUGUGACUUGAAGGCUGGGACCUGUGGUCAGUGCCAGAGAGCCGGGCUAGAGUGCCAUGGAUACCGCAACCCUCAGGACCUAGUCUUUCGCGACCAGACCGACGUAGCCAGGCACAAGGUGCUAGCCCGUGUAGGCGUGCCCGUACUGAACCUGGACAUGGAUACACGAUGUCGAGACACCUUCUUUGCCCUGUACGUCACCGGCAUCUCACGUAGCUGCACAUCUCUUGUGCCUCUCUACAUAAACGCCCCAGCCACAGGACACCUAGCAUGCAGCGUCGACGCAGUCAGUCUAGCGUUUGCGGGAGUCCAGUUCGAGAGUCAGGAAGCGAUGAGUUUGGCAAGCAAGAGGUACGUGACAGCCUUACAGAACCUGGGUCAAGCUCUGCGCCACCCGAGGGCCCUGAGAAGCGACCAGACGCUACAGUCGGUGCUGCUGCUGGACCUAUACGAGAAGAUCUGCGGGCAGGACACGCAGCAACCUCGUUCUUGGAUAAGCCAUAUCCAGGGGGCAAUGUCCCUCAUCGAGGCGCGGGGGAAUUUCGAUCUCUCCAGCCCGAUUGCCUGCGAGCUGGCGAGGAAUGUGGUGACGACGUUGACCAUUAGCUGCGGCGCUGUCAAGGCCCCCGUCCCUGAUAGUGUGCUGCUGUUGCGAAGAAGGCUCGAUGGCCAUGUCCUCGAUACGAAGUGGGAAUUUAUGAAUAUUCUGCUAGACAUUGUGAAUCUGAGGGCCGACAUACACAACGGCAGGUGGUUGAAUCACACAGCCGAGGCAGCUGAAAGGGCAAAGGGGCUCGACCGCAGGCUCGUUAGCCUAGAGCAGAAACUACCAGAGGAUUGGAAACCCGUCCCUUGCUUUACCACCAUCAGGCACAAGCCACUCCUCCUAGAUGGCUAUCACGACGCCUACCCAAAUCACUUUGUGACGCAGCUAUGGAAUACUCUCAGGGCAAUGCGUCUAGAAAUGACCAAGAUAAUCAAGGACCACGACCCAAGUUCCGAAGCCGCCGCCUCCAAGACGAUCAAUAGCACCGCGCGGAAAAUAUGCCACGCGGUGCCCCAGUUCAUGCUCCCUGGGUCGAGGCCCGAGAACGCAGGGCCAUUCUCCCCGAUGGAGAAGCUUCAGUGCAGGUCACUGCUGUCGUGUCUGUACCUCGCGGCCCAGCUGUUGGCGGAUGAGCAUCUGCGGGAGUGGACAUGCGCGUGCAUGGAGUACAUAGCUGAGAGGGGGGGAAUGAGGGUGGCGAGGGAUAUUGCGGGUAUAAUACGGGGGAGGAUGGAUGUUGACUACUGGACUGUGUGGGCGAUGACGGGGUGUUAUGCGAUGGCUGCAUAG